AUGUCUUCAUUACAUCAAAGAAGCGUUGAGAGUCAAUACGACGAGAUGAUAAUGCUCGCAGAGAGUGCUCUCGCGACGGAGACGAGUGCGAAGGAGAACAAUACUACGGUCGGAGGAGACAGAAUAGGAGGAGAAGUUCACCACCAAAAUCAGCAACAACACUCGAAUACUGUUCAUUCUCUCGUUGGAGAUUACCGCAAAGAGUCCGUCGUGAAGAUACUGAAGAGCAGAAUCGGAUGGUUGAGCGCGUUUUUCCUCGGCUUAAUCUUAGCCGCGGUGGUGGUGGAACGAUUCGAAGAGCUGUUAACGCACGAAGUAGAGCUGUCGUAUUUCGUCCCGUUAUUAAUCGGGCACGGUGGGAACACCGGGUCGCAAUCGGUCGCGACCGUUAUACGAGCGAUCGCUUUGAAACAGAUAAAACCGGAAAAUACGCGCGAAGUUCUUCAGGUUCUGUUCAAAGAAGCCGUCUCCGGGUUCAUCAUGGGCGGGUUUUUGGGGAUGUUAGUGUUCGUGUUAUCGCUGGUGUGGGAAGGCAUAUCGCCUCUGAUUGGUUUGGUGGUGGCGAUAUCGUUACCUUUGGUGAGCGUGUGGGCGAACGUGUUAGGCGCCGGGUUGCCGCUGUUCGCGGUGAAGCUGGGUUUUAAUCCCGCGGUGACGUCGGCGCCGUUGAUGACGACGAUCGUAGAUAGCAGCGGGUUGGUGAUUUAUUUUUUAGUCGCGCAGAGAUUAAUGCCGGAGACUUUGGGUGAUGUCGCGGUGAAGAUAGCAGAGGAGGUUGGGGAUGGGAGCGCGACGUGA
Molecule: messenger RNA, 798 nt
Organism: Bathycoccus prasinos
Lineage: Eukaryota; Viridiplantae; Chlorophyta; Mamiellophyceae; Mamiellales; Bathycoccaceae
Product: magnesium transporter
Exons: 1
Coding region: 1-798 (265 amino acids)
Biological process (GO): monoatomic cation transport
Molecular function (GO): monoatomic cation transmembrane transporter activity
Source: RefSeq, a predicted model, not a curated record